This is a messenger RNA of Drosophila novamexicana, 1125 nucleotides long. Its product is annotated as stromal interaction molecule homolog. Gene Ontology annotation, cellular component: endoplasmic reticulum; plasma membrane. NCBI's taxonomy places the organism in Eukaryota, Metazoa, Arthropoda, Insecta, Diptera, Drosophilidae. Bases 301 to 1110 code for a protein of 269 amino acids. Gene Ontology annotation, molecular function: protein binding; calcium channel regulator activity; calcium ion binding. Gene Ontology annotation, biological process: activation of store-operated calcium channel activity; store-operated calcium entry; intracellular calcium ion homeostasis. The record is from RefSeq and is a predicted model, not a curated record. The transcript has 5 exons.
UUCAUAUGUAUGUAAAUUUCUAUUAAAUACGUUUUUUUUAUUUAAUUUGAUAUUGGAGCAAUCUCCUAAUCUAUCCAAAUUAAAUUAUGGUAUGGUAUAAGAUAUAACGAAUGUGCUCUAAAUAUAUUAUAAAAGUACACACGUUAGUUUGUAAUAUACAAAGUUUUUAAAUUAUUUAUGUAACACGGGCACUUAAUCAGGGCUAUUAAUAACGAAUAAAGGAGAAAAAGAUAAACAUAAACAACUCCACUCAAAGUUGUACGUUAUUACAUACUUGAGACUCCACACACGCAAUUUAAUAUGGUCGAUAAAUCUACCUGGAACUACAUACUUCCUGUUAUAUUCUACUACAUUUGCAAAACCCCAUGCCUUGCAGGUAGUAUGAGCGGAGGUACCAUAGAUAGCGAAAUAACUUCAAAUCGUUACAACACACAUCAACAUCAACCAGCAAAUGAUAUACCACUCAGCAUACAUAUAAAAACAGCAUCCACUUCGUCAGUGGGAACAACUGCGGCACCUUCGAUACCUUCAUUUCUAGCGUCGACGCAGCCUUAUAUCGGCAGUGGUGAAAAUGUUCAAUAUAUUGACCAACAGCACCAUAGAAGUUCCUACAACUUGCUUAGCGAAGCUAUGUCACAGGCGGUUAACAACGAGUUCAGUUCCCUAAGCAGUGUGCCCGAUGCCACAUGUAAUACAGAUGACUUUGACUGUGAAAACGAAAGCGUACAAGAUCGGCUCGGCAUGGAGGCUAUCGCCACUUUGCAUCGUCAACUAGAUGACGACGAUAAUGGAAAUAUCGACUUGAGCGAAUCGGAUGAUUUUCUUCGCGAAGAAUUGAAAUAUGACUCCGGUUAUGAAAAACGUCAAAAGGCAUUUCACUUUAAUGAUGAUAUGCAUAUUUCAGUUAAAGAGCUAUGGGAUGCUUGGUUACGCUCAGAGGUACAUAAUUGGACCAUUGAGCAAACCACUGAUUGGUUGGCACAGUCAGUCCAACUACCGCAGUAUGUUGACCUUUUCAAAUUACACAAGGUUACCGGUGCUGCUUUACCAAGAAUGAUUCUUGACGGUGCAACUAACUGCGUAAUACUUGUUCGCUGCCCCAAAGUCUAAAAGAAUAUCACCCAA